Brienomyrus brachyistius is the source of this 7919-nucleotide messenger RNA. RefSeq names its product phosphodiesterase 8B (gene pde8b). The record is from RefSeq and is a predicted model, not a curated record. Lineage: Eukaryota; Metazoa; Chordata; Actinopteri; Osteoglossiformes; Mormyridae. Bases 596 to 3217 code for a protein of 873 amino acids. Gene Ontology annotation, biological process: signal transduction; regulation of DNA-templated transcription. Gene Ontology annotation, molecular function: 3',5'-cyclic-AMP phosphodiesterase activity. The transcript is spliced from 23 exons.
CUGCAUUUCUUCAGAUAUGAUACUGAAUGUUUUUAUCAGUUUUUAUGAGAAUUUUAUCCAGCUGAUUUGAUGAAUGGUUAAGGAAUUCGAUAUAUGUCUCUUUCCUAACAGGUGGUUUAUCCAUCUGGUUGCAAAGAAUUCCCCCCCAGUGUAUCAUGGCCAGUUUCAUACUGCUAAUGUAAAUAUUUAAUUUCUGCUGUGAUUUUCUGGGUGGUAUAGUGAACAAAGGAAUUGUAAAAAUUGCACUACAUAUGAAACUUUCACACAGCAUGCCGCUUAUUACUGAAAAUGGGAGUCAAGCAUCGGCCUCUUGAUUGGCAGGAAGUUUGCAAGUAUUCAAGCAACUGAUUUAUCCAAUGUGAUUUCCAGCAUCUGAUUUGAUCAAACAAACGCCAGCGUCCCACGUUUUGUAUGGUGCGCUGAAAAUGAGAGGGCACUAGGACCGCACCAGCGCUUCUGCUGUACAUUUGAUGUUGGAAAGUUGUGAGGUUUGCGUACAGGUGGUGGCUCGCGCGGCUGAGAACGCUAGCGAAGUCUCGCGCAGUGUGGUCCCGUAAUUUUAUCGCCACGAAUUAAUCACUAUAAUUAUAUAGAGAUGAGCCAGAGCACGGAAGAGGAGACCGAAAUUAGCAACGGGCGCUGGAGAGAGGGUACCGCGGCCACCCUCCACGGCCUGUUCAUCAAGACCGACGCGGCAGACUCCAUCCCUUCUGUCAUCGCCUACCAAAGCAGACACGUACGGACAAAUUCGCAUCGGGAGCGCCGGGAAAACAGCGGGGGACACAUCUGCAUCGAGGCCGAGACUCAGACGAGCCACACCAGCGUCAAGGUUUCUGCCACAGAGGAAUGCAUAGGGCCUAUGCGAUUGAACCAAGAACCUAUUCAGGUCCUGCUGGUGUUCACGAAGGAGGACAGCCAGAGCGAUGCCUUCUGGUGGGCGUGCGACCGCGCCGGGUUCAGGUGCAAUAUCGCCCGCACCCCCGAAUCUGCUGUCGAAUGUUUUCAGAACAAGCAGCAUGAGAUCAUCAUUAUCGACGCAAGGCGAUCACAUCACCUGGAGGCGGAAUCGGUUUGCAGGUCAAUACGUGCUGCCAAGCACUCGGAACACACUGUCAUUCUAGCUGUUGUGCCACAAAUACCCCAGGAUCAGGAGGAGCCUUCAGUCCUUCCUCUGCUCAAUGCAGGAUUCAGCAGAAGGUUUCUCGAGAGCAGCAGUGUCUCGGCCUGCUACAACGAGCUUAUCCAGAUGGAGCGUGGAGAGGUGCGAUCACAGUUCAAGAUGAGGGCAUGUGACUCACUCUUCACUGCUCUGGAAAACUGUCAGGAAGCGGUGGAGAUCACCAGUGAAGACCACGUGAUACAGUAUGUAAACCCAGCGUUCGAGCGGAUGAUGGGAUACCACCAAGGGGAGCUGAUCGGGAAAGAACUGACGGAGCUGCCAAAAAGUGAUAAGAACCGCAUUGACCUGCUGGACACCAUCAACACCUGCAUCAAGAAAGGAAAGGAAUGGCAGGGUAUUUACUAUGCCAGGAGGAAAUCUGGAGACAAUAUACAACAGCAUGUUAAAAUCACUCCUGUUAUUGGACAGGGAGGAAAAAUCCGACAUAUUGUUUCAAUCAACAGACCUCAUAUUGACAACAACAAACAGGUGAGGCCAUAUAGAAUUAAGGUACAUAAGUUAAAUCGAGAUGAAAAACACAGUGGUGAUAAUUCCCAGUCAGAAUGCCAUUCAUCACGUCACAAGGACCGCAGGAAAGAGUCUGUUGACAUCAGAUCCAUCAGCUCCCGGAGCAGCGACGCCCCGAGUUUGCAGAACCGCAGAUACUCAUCCAUGGCCAGAAUUCAUUCCAUGACUAUUGAGGCUCCAAUCACAAAGGUGAUCAACAUCAUCAACGCAGCCCAGGAGAACAGCCCCGUGACAGUUGCCGAGGCCCUGGACCGGGUUCUUGAGAUACUCAGGACCACUGAGCUUUAUUCACCACAGCUGGCCUCCAAAGAGGAUGACCCCCACACCAACGACCUUGUGGGGGGUCUUAUGAGUGACGGUUUGCGAAGAUUGUCUGAGAAUGACUAUGUAUUCUCAAAAAACAUAAGCCAGAGUCAGCUGGGCGUGCCCGUCACCCUUAGCGACAUACCCCCGUCCGUUGCCAAAAUACUCGAUGACGAGGAUCAUUGGGAGUUCAACAUCUUGGAGCUGGAGGCUGCAACACACAAGAGACCAUUAACCUACCUCGGUUUGAAAAUCUUUGCUCGUUUCGGGGUGUGCGAGUUCCUGAGCUGCACAGAGGCAACACUGCGGUCCUGGCUGCAGGUCAUUGAGGCCAACUACCACGCUUCCAACUCUUACCACAACUCCACUCACGCAGCUGAUGUGCUGCACGCCACGGCCUACUUCCUGCGCAAGGACAGGGUCAAGGGCAGUCUAGACCAGCUAGACGUGGUGGCAGCUCUGAUCGCUGCCACAGUGCACGAUGUGGACCACCCGGGCCGCACCAACUCCUUCCUGUGUAACGCAGGCAGUGAGCUGGCCAUCCUGUACAACGACACGGCCGUGCUGGAGAGCCAUCACGCCGCCCUGGCCUUCCAGCUGACUGUCUCUGACAACAAGUGCAACAUCUUCAAGAACACUGAGAGGACGCAGUUCCGGACGCUGCGACAGGCCGUCAUCGACAUGGUGCUGGCUACAGAGAUGACACGUCAUUUCGAACACGUCAACAAGUUCGUCAACAGCAUCAACAAACCCAUGGCAGCAAUCGAGGAAUCCAGCAGUAAUAAAUUGAAAUCACCCCUGGGCUCACACGUGUUGCAGAGCGAGGGCAGCGACUUCGAGUGUCCGGCCAGCAUCCGGAACUCCGCGGAGAACCGGCUGCUGAUUAAGCGUAUGAUGAUCAAGUGUGCCGAUGUGGCCAAUCCAUGCCGCCCCCUGGAGCUGUGCAUCGAGUGGGCUGGCCGAAUCUCUGAAGAGUACUUUGCCCAGACAGACGAAGAGAAGAGACAGGGUCUCCCCGUGGUCAUGCCGAUCUUUGAUCGGAACACCUGCAGCGUCCCCAAGUCACAAAUCUCCUUCAUCGACUACUUCAUCACCGACAUGUUUGACGCUUGGGAUGCAUUUGCUAACCUGCCUGGCCUGAUGGAGCACCUGUCGGAGAACUACAAAUAUUGGAGAAGCCUGGACGAAAUGAAAUGCAAGAGUCUCCGGCCCCCCACACCUUCCUGAAGGUUCCUGGAAGACCGACACCUAUGUCUGGAGAAGGGUAACCUUGAAUGUAGCCAUCGCUCCUAUUAGCCUCCCCACUGUGACGUCAUCACAAUCCAUGAUGACAUCAAUGACUGAAGCAGACUGCCAGACACAAGGCGUCCUGCUAUGGACUGCAGAUGAGACGCAGAGGCAGGGUGGAGGUGAACGCCCAGUCACACGAUUUCACUUGACAAUCUUUCCCAGUUUGAAAGGUCAAUAUGCUUCAGUUGCACUUUACUAGGAUUUUUUUCCUUACAUUUUCUGUCCUUUGUUGUGUUACGUAGCUGCAAAUUGGUAGCAUUGGUGGAGUUGUUGUUAAACUGCUUAAGAAAUACUUGCUAACAACUUCUCCCAUGAGUGAAUGUUGUCACUGCGAUUGUUUUUUUGUUUUUUUUUUACCGGAGUGAGUCAUCUGGAAAGACGUGUAGCAAGACUACAAGAAAAAAGAAAAAAACCUACAUUCUGAACCACAAUUCACUCUCUUCGGACAGCUAGCUUAUUUACAGUAAAUCAUUUGUAUUGACACUGACAAGCCAUUUAUAGAGAGAAUGAUUGCGCACUGUGCUUAAAGCCAGAAUCGGAGCACUAGGAGCCCCUUGGAUUAGCAGACUGCUGUAGCUGAGAACUCUGAUCUUAAAUUACUGUUAUGUAUUUCACCACAAGACAGUCACUCUGUAUAAACAACCAACGGAACUAUUUGUGGGUGGCCAAAAUAUCUGAAGCCAGCACUUAUGAACCAACCAAUCCAUGCUAGAUUUACAUAGGUCUUUGUAACACACAUAUCCCUGUUUGCUUUGAAAGCAGUACCGCUUGUUUGUGGUCAAGUCCAGAUGACAUGCGCGCGACACAAAACUGUAAAACUAUACCAAAGUUUAUAACAAGCACCUUAUAGCUGUCUUAUGGUUUGUCACUCACACACACAAACACGUAUGUGUGUGUGAUAUGUGAUGGGUGUGUCUAUAUAUAUAUAUAUAUCUCUCAAAUGUAGUGCCAGUCAAAAGUCUGGACACACCAAGUCACCUACAAAGAAGAGUGACCAGGCCACCUGCCCUGUACACAGUAGAAAUGGAAUUGGAUGAGUUUGAUCUGAGAAUGAAGGAAAAGCAGCCAAUGAGUGCUCAGUAUAUAUGUGCCACCUCCUUCAGGACAGCUGGAAAAGCUUCCCAGGAGGCCACCUCAUGAAACUGGCUUAGAGGAGGAAGUAGAGACAACCAGUCCCUGGAUGUAAAUGUAAAUAUAAAAUAUAUACUGUAGAGAACAGUACAAUAAACUUUUUUAUUGGGAGGUGCGUCUAAACUUUGGAAUGGUGCUGAGUGUGUGUAUGAUAUGUAUAUCACAUUGUGAGGACCCCACGAUGUGAUAAAAACCUGCUAUUUUGACGUUGUGGGGAAACUCAAUUUUGUAAAAAUCUGUGACUGCAAUCAAAAAAACUAAAAAAGCCAAGAGUCUUGUAUUUUGUCAACAGCUAGUCUUCUCAAAUUAUACUGAAAUGACAAAUGUACAUUGAGUGUUUAUAGCUGGGAGAAGUGAGAAGCAACCAGGUGCUUGUAAAACAUGAGGGUGAGUAUAUACAGGCACAUGGGGGCUUCUGUUGCAGAAAAAGGAACUUUACUGUACUAGAUGCAUGAGAUGUGCCACUGCUGCUUUGAACCACUGUAAAACGCCAUGGGGAAGUAUAAGUUAAAUUUAAAUUAAGCAUUUGAUAAUUAACCUCAGGAUUUAGCUGAGUGUACAAAAUCUGUGCUAUAAAUGGAUAUAAAUUUAAUUGCUUUGCCUUCGGGAUAAAAAUCAGAGUUCUAUUUAUUCAACACAACCUUCCCCUCAGUGUAUUAUUGUCUAAAACAAAUGUGCAAAACUGGCCAUUAUCCUAGAAUACAUUUUUUGUGAACAAAUUAGUUAUUUACAACUUUAAUGGAGAGUUGAGCCAAAUCGUGUUUACUGUUUUAAGUGCCACAUCUGGUCUGCCCAGGACCAAAGCGUUGGGUAGCAUUCUUCGCUUUGCAGAGCAUCUGAAUGUAAACUAAUUAGAAAUAAAAAAUCUUCAGCUCUGAAAAUGUGUUCUGAAUAAAGGUCCCUUACCAUACCAACUGUUUUAUCCCGUGUACAGGCCAUAACAAACUCAGAGAUUUCCCAGAAGUCUGUUAUGCAGCUGUCUGGUUGGGUUCUUUUCAGCAAAAUUAUAAAUAUGGAAGUCUGCACUCUUAGGGCCCAGCUCACAAGGAAGCUCUGCUUGCCUUAUUGAUGCCAUAUUUCACAGAACUUUCCUGAAAGUUGUAUAGAAUCCCCAGGUCGAGUAUGAUGGAUGUUGUCAUGGCCCCGCUAUGAUGUGAAGAUUCUGUCUUUGGUGUAAAAUGACACAAUGUCCCUUUAACAUUUUUUUAUAAAGUGGACUGCUGUCUCUACCUAGUGGCACGAUUGUGGAACUCCAGGCACUUUAGGCGUUAAUGACAAGUCUUUUUCUAUACAGAAUAGGGUAAUGGAAAGAGACAACACCUGAUGAUCUGAAAUAUACCUUUGUUGCUGUCCCAGUUAAUUGAAGCACGCCUGCUCAACAUAAUUAUUAUUAAUGCUUAUUCAAUGCUAGGCCAAAAUGCACCUUGAGGUUUGAAUGACGGAACAUUUAAAUUUCACUAAUUAUUGAUAGCUGUGGUUUGUAACUUGGUUUACUGUGCUGAGAGUGUAUAGUACAAGGAAAUGACUUUAAUUGGUACAAACCUGCAUAGCCCUUGUGUCGUUUCUAACAUUUACAAAGACUGUAUAGUUUUUUUUUUUUAUUACUAGCAUCUGUUUGUCUUUUGCUAGCACCCAGACCUGGCUGACUGUAAGUUGCGACCUUGUGAUUGCUGCUUGUGAUUAUCUGUCCACAGAUGUUUUUCAAAUAAUUUUGUGAUCCAGCUUCAAAAUUAUGCAAAAACGAAGUUUUAGUUUUUGUCUUGUUAUAUGGAGUUGUGUUUUAAAUCUUUUUUUAAGAAACUGUUGUAUGUUGUAUUUUGUAAUCUAUUUAUUUUGCUCAUUUAAGGUUUUUUUGUGACUUAUCUAAAUUUUCUGGGAUCCCACCAAAACAAAAAACGACCUUACCUGAUUUCCUCAUUUAUUGUAGAAAUAUGUGGCAUGAUGUUUGUUCAUUAUAUUAACAAAAAGGCACGAACAGUGUUUGUUCAAACAUGUUUUGGAAGAAUUACAUUUCUGUUUGAUUUACAAUGGAGCAACAAACACCUCAAAGACAGUAUUCGUUUUGAGCUGUUAGAAAUGUUUUCAUGUUUUUGUUUUCAAUCAGUGAUGUACAUCUUCAUUUGAUCAAUUAAGGAACAGAUUUGGCAAGUGAAAAUAUAUUGACAACAGUCUUACAACAAGUUUAACAAUAGCUUUUUUCUGCAGAUUCUGGGGAGUGACAUGAAGUCUGAAACUGUAUUUUACUGAUGACAGCCUUUUCCUUAAUUUCAUAAGGCUCACAGUGAUUGUUUAAUUUAUUACCUUUACUAAAUAAUCCUCUCCCAUGAAAGCCAAAAAAUCUACAAUAAUUAUUAGCACUGCAGUAUAUAUGUACAGAAGAAUCAGUAAACCAUAUAUCUGUGUUUUUACCUGUAAAUGCAACACUUUUUCCAUAAGUCUAAGAAGCUGGGGUCGAUUGAGGUGAAUCUUCCAAUAGAUUGAUGUAGUAUAUGUACAGUAUGAAAUGGGAAACAGGUCAUCAUGAAUGAUUGAGGGUCGUUCUUGUGAUAAUGCAGCAGCAUAGCCACAACCCACAGGGUGUUUGCUGUGCUGUCUGCAAAGCCUGUACUGAUGACUCAAGCUUGACAUGCUGCCAGACCGAAGGCACAGUGACUCCCAUUUGUUGCCUUAUUGUUCUUCUCUUGACAGGGUUUAUUAAAACAGUGAAAUAUACUGAUACAAGUAAGCCAUAAAGUAGAGACUUUGAAUUGACAAAUCACAGGUCUGUAUUCAGGUAUACUUUUUCCUUUGGUGUUGCUGUUUAACAGGCUAUAAGACAUUUCUGAUAUUUAUGAUUAAAAUAAAUUAGCAGUGUAUUCAGUAUUUCAUUGGCCAAUGCCAGGACUAACAGGAGUUGAAAAAUAUGCCCAAUUUUCAAAUUAGAACCUAAAGAUGUCUUCAACUUUAAACAAGCUGUUAUACCUUUUGUCAAUGCAUACUAGAAGCAUUAUCUACAUGGCAAAUUAUUUUCAGUAAUGUUUUUUAUGGUAAUAUCUGAUCAUUUACAUAUCUAGGCAAUGUCACCUCACCCCACAAAAUCAGUUUAUCAGCAUCAUUCACACAGGUGGUUUUCUGUCUUUCUUGUUAGGCACCUUCCCACUUCAGCUUUUAACCUGCGCUUACAGUAUCUACAAAUAAAGCUUCUCCUUCAGGCCUCAGUAUCACCUUUAGGACCAAUCACAGCCCAGGCUGCUCCUGGGACAGCCAGACAACGUCCCUUUGGGAGGGGAGGCUGCACUUUACUGUCACUCGCUCUGGCUCCCUAGAGUUUAUCUUCUGAGCUGAUCACAGCCGUGAUUGAAGCCAGCAGCUCAAAAUAAUUAUGCAAACAUGGUCUGAAGUAUUUAUCGGUUUGUCGUAUUCAUUAUGGCUAAGGAUGAACACACAGCUCACUUUAUGGAUGCAAUUAAUCAACAAUCAAAGCAUUCCAACAGUAGAAAGGAGACAAGAAAAAAAUCUCCCCCCCCCC